GCCUCCACACUCUGAUCUUCGUUGUUGGCCGCCCAUCUCUCUUCCUUCCUUGGUAGCUCUCUCGCUUCCUCUGCCUCCGCUCUCGGCUCUUCACCAAUGGCGGCCACCUCCAACCUCACGGCGACCGCCGCCUCCGCCGCGCCGACCGCCCUGAGGACCUCGGCUCCUCCUUCUCCUACCUUCAUCUCCCUCCGGCCCAUCUCUCGCUGCUCCAGGCUCCAUUCCGUCAAGACCAAGGCCACAGAAAAGGGCCAGGGUGGAAAGAAGCCUGUCAAAGCAUACAGUCUUGUUUGCGCCGACUGUGAAGGAAACGGCGCGAUCGCAUGUGGCCAAUGCAAGGGAAGCGGGGUGAAUUCGGAAGACCAUUUCAAUGGCCGAUUCAAAGAAGGAGCAAUGUGCUGGCUUUGCAGAGGGAAGCGUGAGGUCUUAUGUGGGAGCUGCAAUGGGGCCGGCUUCUUGGGAGGAUUCAUGAGCACUGCCGAUGAUACUUCCGAGUGAAUGGUUCAUCUUGUUCUUUCUGUCCGUGGUGCCUGUGGCCAGUUUUGGGAAAUAUAUAUGUAACAUUUUCACCUGUGUAUCCACUCGAAGCAAUCUGCCAGUUAGUAUUUGGGGGGCAUUUAUUGCAUUUAAGAAGUCUACAAAUUUUGUAUUUGCGACAAACUAUGUCGUCGAAACUCCUCCGAGAAAAUAUAUGUUUUUGAUAUCAGGCCUUGCCUU
Messenger RNA from Brachypodium distachyon (stiff brome), 717 nucleotides. RefSeq lists its product as uncharacterized. The transcript is spliced from 4 exons. The record is from RefSeq and is a predicted model, not a curated record. Gene Ontology annotation, cellular component: chloroplast stroma; protein folding chaperone complex. Gene Ontology annotation, molecular function: protein folding chaperone. Bases 97 to 498 code for a protein of 133 amino acids. Lineage: Eukaryota; Viridiplantae; Streptophyta; Magnoliopsida; Poales; Poaceae.